AAUGCUGGGGCCGUUUAUUACCAGCCGGCUGCCAACUGACGGCAGUGCUCGUGCUGGCGGGAGUACCGUUACCAGAGGUCCCAGGAGGAGUAAACAUCCCACCUCUCGGUAAUUCCCUCUGUUGUUUUUACAUUGGUUGUUUGUGAUUGAACAUCUACAUGACUUCUCAAUGGGCAUGUUCUUUUUAUUCUCUGGGUUCAUUCUUCUAAAUUCACACUUCACAUCUGCUAUAAAGAUCAAAAACAUCACUUUGUACACAGAUGAACUGGUAGUAAAAUCACCUUCACGACUCUUCAUCCCUUGCCGAUUUUACGCAGAUGAACAAGUUGGGACUAACCAUUUUCUGCUUGAAUGGGGAUUGACCCCAGAAAACAGUGACAACUAUACUCCAAUCCUCCGUCUCUAUGACACCAUUCUGGAAUAUAUGGAGAAUGGCAACAGCAGAGCUCAGGUUUUUGUAUACCUUGUGCCAGAAGGAAAUUGCUCUCUUGUCAUCAAUCCCACCUACACCAAUGACAGUGGAACAUAUGAAAUUCGGCUUACCAUUAAUGGAGUGCAGCAUUCUCCAGUCCCGGUAAUUAAAGUCAAGGUGUUAGGAGACAAGACUGUGUCCCUGCCUGAAGAAAUCCAGUCUGUGAAAGAAGAGGAGGGGGAGAAAGAAAAUACUAUAAAUGAGGCGGAAUCUAGUGAGGAAAAGGAGGCGGAGGAGGUCGUGAGUGUACCGCUUCAUGCAACCACAGAAGGUGGAGACAGUGAAGGAAAUUCAGAGUCAUUCGACUGCAACAGCUUUGAACCCCAGAUCUUGCUAUAUGCUCAAAUUCUCCAAAAACUGGAGCGUGAACAUAAGCUAAAAUUACUAACUUAUGGUGUGAUAGUGUUUGGAAUUCUUCUCAGCGUUGGUUCUUCAAUAGGUGUAGUUGUUGGAAUUCUUUAUUGCAAAAAGAGGAAUGAAGGGUCCAAGAAGGGAGAAAGAUCUGCAGAUGUAGAAGCAUUUCCACCACCACCAGUUGAAGUGUUCAGGCCAAUGAGAGCACCGUUAUUUGAUGAUGAAACACCUUCACCUCCACCAGUGUCUAUUACUGAAACACUACCGCCACCACCAGAGUGAAGAUGAGAAGUAAAAUAACAAGGACCUAUAUUUAAACAUAUAUUUGGCAUUGUGGCCACUAGGUGUCCUUAUAUCUCAAUCUUGCACACAUGGAGUAUUAAUUAAAGUAGGUUUGUCAUAUUUGUUGUAAGAAUAUUUUUGAAGCCAGCAAAAUUAAA
Molecule: messenger RNA, 1266 nt
Organism: Pelobates fuscus (common spadefoot toad)
Lineage: Eukaryota; Metazoa; Chordata; Amphibia; Anura; Pelobatidae
Exons: 5
Coding region: 170-1108 (312 amino acids)
Source: RefSeq, a predicted model, not a curated record